GUAAUACUCCGUACACGACCUGUCUGGUCUGCUGCGAUCAUGACUGUUAUUGUCUAACUACCGACUCCGUACACACUACUUGAUUCUUCACUUGUUUGAACAAAAAAUCGUCUCACCUCGCACAUCAAUCAACUUGAACUUAGCACUGCCCCUCGCAGGCAGCGAGGUCACCGAGCCAAUCGUCCCGUGAUGGCGAAAAAACGCUUGCACACCAAAUCCCGCUUUGGCUGCGACCAAUGCCGCCAGCGCCGGGUCAAAUGCGACGAAAAGGCUCCCAUUUGUUCCAUGUGCAAGCAGAAGGGUCAUGUAUGCAUCUUUUCUCGAAUAGGCCCCAGGAUGCGACCGCGGGAAGACUGCAUUCAUUUCCCGAGGCCGCCACAUGGAAACAUCUGUCAAUUGACCGCCGAUGUCUCCUCAUCUGUUUUCCAAGGAUCACAGAGUGCCAGAAAUUAUCCGACCCCCGGGUCCACUCCUCCUCAGCUUGCGAUUUCUACUAGAUCGCGCGAGCUUGAGCUGAUGCACCGGUGGGGUGCCCGGACCUCUGUAUGUUUCUCUACGAAACGGAAUCUACACGUACGAGACCUUGUAGCGAGAAAAGCGCUACAGCAUGAUUACGCGUUGAAUGCCCUUUUCGCGCUCGCAUCGAUCGAUAUUGCUUGCAGUUCAGAAGACGUAACACGUAGGCUUGAUUACGGGCGAUCGGCUUUGCAAUACCAGAACAGGGCUCUGAUAGGCUUGAGCAAUGUUCUGUGCGAUCUCUCGCCCGCCAAUUGCGAUGCAAUCACGAUAUCUUCCAUCUUGAUCAUGGUAUGCACGAUGGUACAACCACUCCUGCGUCUCAACCAAGACAACAAUAACCCAGAGGUGUCAGAUAUUGUGCUAUCCGCUGCAGUCUGUGUGAAAGGAAUCUCUGCCAUAAUCGAUAUUAGCGAUCAGUGGCUCCGAAAUGGGCCAAUGCAUUUCUUGCUAUAUCAACGCGAAAGAGACCUCUCUGUCCCUUCGUGGACCACAUUUCCUAUUGAACGCCUACACAGUAUCAACAGGGACGAGUGUUCUGGAGAAGUGCAUGGGCUUUUCGAAGAUGCUAUUUGCCAGUUGAAGCAAUACAUUGACCUAGAUGUCUCUGUUGUGCCCUGGCUCAUGACGGUCGGACAACCAUUUCGCAAUGAAUUGCAGCAAGAGAAUAGCAUGUCUUUGCUUAUACUUAUGCACUGGGGAGUAGCGCUUGAGACUUUUAACAACACUUGGUGGGAGAGCUUUGCCGGCCGACGUAUUGUAGAAGAAUCUUCGACCAAGUUGCUCUCAAGAGGUAACCCUUGGCCACUUCCUACAACCUGGUGCCGACAAUACGUUGGUCUUCAAGGGUAAUCGUAGAGUUGAUAGUGUCGCCUAAGUAUUAAAGUGUUAGUCUUCGCGCAGUCUGUGUCACAGCCAUUUUAUAAGAGUCAUGUUGAUAGCGGAUAGCAUGUGUAUUAAUUCAUAAUACAGAGUGUAUGACCCA
Messenger RNA from Aaosphaeria arxii CBS 175.79, 1501 nucleotides. RefSeq lists its product as uncharacterized. Bases 190 to 1368 code for a protein of 392 amino acids. Gene Ontology annotation, molecular function: zinc ion binding; DNA-binding transcription activator activity, RNA polymerase II-specific. NCBI's taxonomy places the organism in Eukaryota, Fungi, Ascomycota, Dothideomycetes, Pleosporales. The transcript has a single exon. The record is from RefSeq and is a predicted model, not a curated record. Gene Ontology annotation, biological process: regulation of transcription by RNA polymerase II.